UGUUUGAGAAUCACUAGUUGGGAAAAAUCAUUGGAAUUGUCGUUUCAGCAAUGAAUUAUAAAUUUAAAAACAAAUUUUACGACGUUGAUUCAAUUCCGGGCUAUAAAUAACACCAAAUGAAUAAAUAUACAUCGGGAAUAUCUCAGAUGAAAUAUAUUUAUUAUUAUUCAUGUUAAACCAUAAAAUCGCCCUGCUAAAUUAUAUACAAAGAUGAUCGUAUAAAAGGUUAGUAUCGAAGAUUAUUUCAGUUGUUAAGUUGUGUUCGACCUAGGGUUACAUUUGAAAAGCAGAAUCAUGAAGUUGUUUCUUUUUUUGAGUGCUUUAUUGUUCUUCAUUCAUGCCUGUUACACUGCAGAAAUAACAUGUAACACUGAUAAAGGUUUCGUGUGUUAUGAUGAUACCAGAUUUUACCAAUGUGUCUAUAAUGGCAAAGAGAAGCCAGGACUUAUAACUGGAGAGUUACAGAAUUGUCCACCUGGGCUUUUGUGUAGUAAUGAUUCUGAUUUAGAAUGCUCAAACUAAGCCAAAUAUACUUGAUUAUACGAAUAAAAUUGAUCACAUGUUGUGAUUUUCAUUGAAUUGAAACAAUAAAUACUUUUCGUAGAAAUGUCUUUAUAUUUUCACGAUAUUAGAUUCCUUGCCUUGUAGUAUUUCAAGGAAAAAUCGAAAUUUCUGCCCUCAAAAUCAAAUUUCCUCAUAUUAUGUAACAAACAUAAAUCUCUGAUUCAAUUCAAAUUGUUCACUUCAUGAUCACUAAUAUAUUUCAUUUUUCGACUUGGGUAGCAAUUUCCAAACCAACAUUCUUUGAUCAUAUAUUAAUUCUCCAUUAUGUACAAUUAAAAACUGAUUUAGCUUGUAGAAAUAUAAAGUAGGUUGUUCCUUGAAAUAGCUAAGAAGAAAAGUAAUAGGUAUGUUAUUAUGCAACAUUAAUAUGAUAGUUUAGAUUCAUCUCGAUAAAUUGAAAAUUCUGGAGAAUUGAGACAUUUGGAUUCAACCACUUCUAUCAUUGAGAGUUAUUCCUCAACAUUAUGUUGUCCCAUAAGUUCAUCUUUUUGAUAUUUUCUAUUUGUUUCGUUUUGUAUUAUUCUAACGCAGCCUUUUCUGAAAAACAGUUGGCAUCUGCGAAGAAAAUGAUAACAAAUAUUUGUAAACCUAGAGCGAAUGCUACCGAUGAGGACCUAGAGGGAAUGAGAAGUGGGUUAUUCUCCAGGCCUGCUAUGUGUUUCAUCAACUGCGUACUGGUCAGUAAUAAAUGGCAAAAUAAGGAUAAUACUUUCAAUAUGGCUGGAGCGUCAGCUACAAUGAAGAUGUUACCAGAAGAAUACCACGCCGAAGGAGAUCGAGUUAUAGAAACUUGCAAGGAUGCAGCAAAAACCCUCGAUGAUAAAUGUGUCUCUGCAAUGGAAAUUGGAAAAUGCUUCUAUGAGAAUAGCGACAGUAUGAGGAAAUUCCUGUCAUAGGAACCAACGAGGACAAUAAUGGGAGUUAUAUUAUAAGAACACUUAUCAACAAUGCAUUCCUUUUUGAAGAAUUAGAGAAUAUUUCAAACAUC
Molecule: messenger RNA, 1552 nt
Organism: Harmonia axyridis
Lineage: Eukaryota; Metazoa; Arthropoda; Insecta; Coleoptera; Coccinellidae
Product: general odorant-binding protein lush
Exons: 8
Coding region: 1029-1460 (143 amino acids)
Molecular function (GO): odorant binding
Source: RefSeq, a predicted model, not a curated record